Molecule: messenger RNA, 1443 nt
Organism: Thermothelomyces thermophilus ATCC 42464
Lineage: Eukaryota; Fungi; Ascomycota; Sordariomycetes; Sordariales; Chaetomiaceae
Exons: 1
Coding region: 1-1275 (424 amino acids)
Biological process (GO): regulation of alternative mRNA splicing, via spliceosome
Source: RefSeq, a predicted model, not a curated record
AUGAGUAAACCUGGUUUCUCAUUUGGCCUCAAAAAGGCCGGCCCUGCAAAACCUGCUCCCGCGCCCCGAAAACCCGCGCCCUUUGGCGGGGGCGACGACGACGGCUCGGGAGACGAGUCAGGGCCAAAGAACGCCGCGCAGGUUUCGGAGCUCGACGUAUUCAACACAUCAUCAGAACCCUCGGCACCCAGCGACACGCCGGACCGGAGGAAAAAGCCGACCUCGAAGCCCCUCAAGCCACCACAGCCGCCCGUGACCGCGCCAGAAGCCAACCAAUUCACCGACCUCUCGAGCGCCCUCACCUCGCGCAAAUACGCCGCCGAGGCUGCCGAGGCCGAUCCGUCCAUCUACGACUACGACGCCGCGUACGACUCCUUCAAGGCGGCCAAGGCGGCCGCCAAGAAAGCCGCCGAGAACGGCGGCGAGGCGGGCGGCGGUCCGGAGAAGAAGCCGCGCUACUUCCAGGCGCUGCUCAGCGCCGCCGACCAGCGCGAGCGGGACCGGCAGAUCGCCGAGGAGCGGCGGCUGCAGCGGGAGCGGGCGGCCGAGGGGGACGCGUUCGCGGACAAGGAGAAGUUCGUUACGGAGGCGUACCGCCGGCAGCAGGAGGAGAACCGGCGGCUGCGGGAGGAGGAGGAGCGCCGGGAGGAGGAGGAGCGCAAGCGGAACGCCGGCCGCGGGCUGGCCGACUUCUACAAGGGCAUGCUCGAGCGCGGGGAGAGGGAGCACGCGGCGCUGGUCAGGGCUGCCCAGGAGGGGGUGCGGCCGCCGGCGGCGCGGGAUGGUAGCGGCGAAGGGGGACAGGAGGAAGAGGAAGAGGAAGAAAAGAGCGCGGCGGAUCGGGCGAGAGAGAUCAACGCCAAGGGUGGGAAUGUGUUGAUCAACGACGAGGGCGAGGUGGUCGAUAAGAGGCAGCUGUUGAAGGGCGGGCUGAACGUGGCGGCCAAGAAGAAGGCCGAGGUGCAGCGGGAGAAGGAGAGGCAGGCACAAGCCGCGGCUGCGUCGGCGAGGGCGGGAGCGGGCGCGCAGCCCAGAGGGGGGGUGUAUGCCGCCGGCGGGAAGAGGGCGAUGCGGGAGCGCCAGUCGAAGAUGCUGGAGGCCCAGCUGGAGGAGUCGCUCAAGCGGUCGAGGCAGGAGGCCGAGGAGGAGGCGGCCAAGGUGCAGCUUGCCAGCAAGAGCAGGAAGACCGAGGCCGAGAUCUCGAGCGCCAGGGAGAGGUACUUGGCCAGGAAGAGGGCUGCGGAGGAGGCGAAGAAGAAUGGCGAAGUCCCCUGAGAUCGAGGACAUCCGGAUAUUUUGCUUUCUUUCGACACGAUACCCCCCCCCCCCCCCGGCCCCUCCCCGGUGCGGUUGCGGACGGCUACGGCACGCUGCUGUGCUAUGUUGAUCGAACAUGAGCUCUCCCUGUAACUAAUAGACUCCAAAAAAAAAUUGUUCGCAGAG